UCACUACACGCGCCACUCUCGCGCUCGUGCUCAUCGGUAACGUCCAGUAGCCGCUCGACUUCACACCGCCCUCGACAUGGCGGACAAGUACAUUCUCAAAGUCACCGCAGGGCCGAGCUACGAAGAGCAGAAGCCCGUCGCGGUCAACUCGGAAGAGUCGAUCCACAUCGCCAACGAUCACGUCUCGGUGGACCUCAAAGUACGCAUCCAGAACUACCGUGGCCUGCCCGAAGGCGCCCCCAAGACCUCGCCCUAUUUCGAGCACGAUAAGCACAAGGCCGACCUCUAUUCGCUCGCCUUCACCUUCACCCCGAAGAAGGAUUUCAACGGGCACGACAUCGUCUUCGGCAAUGACUUCGAUCACCCCAUCCGCGACAAGCUACCCCCAGGCUUUAAUCAAGCAUUCAAGAUUGCGACGUGGUUUAUCGAUCCUGGGCUGUAUGGAGACGUCUACGCGGAAGAGCCAUAUUUGUAUAGCCCACUGCUGAGCUCUAUGAACGUGCUGCGCAUUGGACCGAAAGACGAUCGCGAGCAGGAGAAGGUUGAAGAGACUCGCGCCCAGGAAGCGACGCUGGUGUUCGAGGAAGGCGCCGACGGAGAUGGGCAAGAAGUGCGAAAGACCCACGGCCUGCCAGAGCUCGGACCGGCGAGACAAAAGUUCUUCUUGACCGAGCAACACCUCAAAGACUUCACGUUUGAGAAGGGCAGAGAAUAUUCCAACGAUUUCUUCAAUCCCUACCUCGACUUCAAUGACUUUGCUCUCCGCUUGCCGGGUUUCGGUUAUAUCCCUGGCAUCACAAUUCCCAUUAUCAGUUACUGGGACGGUCAGCCACUUCGCUCGCACUCGCUCAGAUAUGUCAUGAAGAAUCGAGCGACGAACGAGCCACUGUUCGUGAUCGUAUUCACGCUGCUGCCCAAAGAAGACCAAGAAGAGUCCCAGACCAUCACACAGCAACCCGAGGAUGAUGACCUAGACUAGGAGUGUGUAGAAAGACCGGGACCUGGUGAAUCGCCAGAGGCCAAACAAACCUCGACAGAAGACAGCCGGUAGCGUCAACCGCACUGAAUUGCGAAUGACAACCUGGGUCAAGUUGUUGCUUUAGACAUGCACUUUGAGCCUUGGGAGCACAUUCCAGGAACACGAAGAUGACUUGAAAGAGAGUUCAUCACUCGCCAGUCAACGAUUCAGAGCGAGCACAAGACGCUGGUCACCGGAGAAGUGGACACGUACGAAGUAACGACAGCAUACGGAGCCUCAGACGAAGCAUGAUAGAUAUCGAUGAUGCAUAUGAUCCACUUGGAAAUCAGUCGCUUAGACGCACGCCAAGACAUCCUUAUUGCAUGGCCCAGGAUAGGAAGCAUUGGAUACAGCAUAGAUCAUUCUCUUGCAUGGCAUCUUUUCAGAAUACACAGUAUGUUGAGAUUUCACUUCUCAAGCAUCAAAGCUAUACACGACGUCUGCA
This is a messenger RNA of Cercospora beticola, 1463 nucleotides long. Its product is annotated as DUF1769 domain-containing protein. Lineage: Eukaryota; Fungi; Ascomycota; Dothideomycetes; Mycosphaerellales; Mycosphaerellaceae. The record is from RefSeq and is a predicted model, not a curated record.